GCUUUUUGGAUCAAUGUAGAACUAUGAUAGAUGAAGGCAUUUUCCUAGCCGCUUUGGGAAGCCCAGGAUGCCGGCGACUUCGCCGGAUGGGCGCACGAAGUUGGCUAAACUGAAGCCAAAAGGAAGCCCAGGAAAACUCGCCAACUCUGGGUCUGGAACAGGCUUGCAGUCCGACAUUGAUUGGAGGGUUUUUGGACUUGACCUGGAGUCCGGCUCAACCGGUGCUGCCAGAUCACCAGUGCCUCCACCACCGAGGCUUGGAAGUUAUCCCGGCGGCGGGCCACCGAAGCGUAGCACAGCCGGAAUCAAAUUGGAUAGCUUAGACACCCCCGCGGCCUUCGAUUCCGUGGACUUAUCGCACUUGAGAUCUGCUGUGAAGCGAUCGCCUGGUUAUCAGGAGCAGCUGCCAUCACUCCUCAAUCUGCUAGAAGAACGAGGGGUGGACUAUGGUCGGCUCAACCUGGAUCGGGAUGUGCAGCUCCCUUUGGAGGCCUUUGAGGACACGACCAUGUGGACUCGAACGCCAGAGGAGUGGCAGCUGCUAAUGCGCGACCUCACGGGUCAAACAACUCCGUUGGCUUGCACGGCGUUGAGGACCAUGGAGGACGGCAGUGGCCGGUGGCAGUCAGCAAGUGUCCUAAGCUGGGACGCAGCUAGCCAGCGCUACAAUGUGAAAUGGGCCAAUGGACAAGAGGACAAGGUCCUCAGCCUCCACGUAUUUUUUGAGGGCGAUGACCCUAUCCUUUUUGCGGACCGUUUGAAACAGGCACUACAGAAUCGGAGAUAUGCAAACAGCCUCCUCAAGUAUCACUUUUUUGUCGACAGUAUGCCAGAAGAUCAUUCCCGGAAGAUUGGUCGCGAGUCAGUGGCACGGAUUUCCAAGCUGGCAAAGGGUAUGCUGUGGGAUGCCAACAGCGAAUUUGCCGACAAGCUGAAUGGCAAGUUGGAGACUUUGUUGCAAGAUGCACAGAAGGAGUAUGUGCGUGUACAAAACUUGAUUACCUUUGAAAAGGUGCGCAGCCAAGGGAACCUCACAGUUCUUCCCUCAGACCUAGUGUUGCCGCCACCUCCGGAAGCAUCUCCUGUUCCCUUUUUGGCCGUGAAGGUUCUACCUUCUUGGGACACCAAUACCAUGGGCGCUCCGGAUCCACAAGUCCCACGUGGCUUCCGGCAAGCCUUUGAGUGGUUUUGCAAGGCCUCCUUGGUCAUUCGGCCAGAGGUUUGUGCUGCCUUGCAGGUGACCAGAGGGAUGUGUCUGGAUUUGCUCACUGAGAAGGUCUUUGAGACGAACUUCAACACAGCCUUGCGCCUCCAGGAAUUCUCCGAAAGACAGGAGGCCUCCAUAAUGCGCCUCAAAGGUCGACUGGGGAUGUGGGUGAACACCAUCCGCAUGCGAAUAACACAGUGCUUGCAGCAGGCAACAGUGAAGUGGUAUCACUUGAACGAGACAUCCAUUGAGAACUACAAGGCAAGCCGUUUGCGGCCAAUGCUUGUUUGCAGUGGUCUCAUGAUGUCAAAUGCCUUUUUGCUGCUGGCCGAGGAGAAUCUCUACUCCUUCGUCCAAGUGCUGGAAGGCCUCACCCCAUUACGGGUUGAUCUCACAAAAGACAGACAUGUCUUGCGAACCUUGCGCAACAUUGUGCGACCAGAUCCCAACAAAGAGGAAAUCGCCGUGGAGCCUAGCUUCAAGAAGGCGCUCUUUAAGGUAGAAAUUGUAGUCAAUCCUCAGAUUGCGGCCAAAGCAGCUGCAGCAGCAGAAGCCGCCGCUGCCGCAGCGGCAGAUGACAAGAAGAAAGAUGAUAAGAAAGGAAAAGAGAAAGGGAAGGAAGAAGAAAAGAAACCAGAAGAGCCUCCCAUGUUGCACUUCUCUUACAAGACUGACCUUGGGGAGUUUAAGCAGGUAGUGCUCAGCAUGUUCGAAAAGGGCAUGUCUUCUUUCAGAGAUGUUCACAGCAUUGAGAGCGUGCUGCUACCCCAUUUGAUUCGUGACCAUCAUCUGGACCCUAUCUUCUCACCAAGCGACGCUUGGGUCGAAGAACUCCGCGUGCGUUUAGAGGAGACCAUGGCCAAGCAGGAGCCGUGGCUACAAGACAUUCUGCAAUCCUUGGAGAGCUUCAAGGACGUUGUCCUUAUGGAUCCAGAGGCCGCGGCUGCCCGCCUGCGUGCGGAGCCACAACCGCCCGCACAGGUCAAGGCAAUGAUCGAAGAGAGGAAGGAGCGAAUCAAGCAGAUUCAAGAGUCUAUUCCGGAUGACAAGGAAUCCAUCACGAUUGGCUUCUAUCGCAUUGAGUCUGGUGGCAUCCGCAACCAACUCAUUGAGAAAUUAGAGACGUCAAUGCAGCUCUUGCUCAAGUCUCUAGCAGAGACGUUGGAGGUCAACAUUCAUGAAGCCACAGUGGCCUUCGAAGGCAUUUUCACCAAACUCCAAACACAGGUUGCAACGAUUGAAGAGUGCUCUGACAUGAAGGACUUCUUGAAGUCGAUCCCCAACGAGCUGACCAAGCUUGCGGGUGCAGUGAAUGAGGCGAUGCAACUUACAGACUUGGUUGAGGACCUCCGCUACGAGCUCCCGGCCGAAACCCUGGAAGCUCGUUGGGAGAUGUUUGGCUCAUCUGGUCUUGUCAAGUCCAGGGCAGCCAAAUGCAUGGAGUACCUGAACACUCAACACGAUUCCUUCCUGCAGUCUCAAGAGUCAGAACAGAAGGAGUUUGAUCAAAGACUUGUGAGACUGGAGGAGGUGAUCGAAGGUUUCUCCCAGUACAAGGAUCUUGGCCAAGUCAGAGAAGUUGCUGAGAAGGUGCGGGCAACAUCUGAAGAGAUCAAGCAGUGCCAGGACUUGGUUCGGCUCUACAACUCUCGAGAGGUGCUGUUUGAUCGGGACCAGACGGACUACUCGAACCUUCAGACCAUGAUCAAAACCUUUGAGCCCUACAACAACCUUUGGAAGACUGCUGGAGAUUGGGUGAGCAACAAAGAGGCCCGGCUCGGGGGCCCCUUCGAUGAAAUCGAUCCUCGAUAUUGUGAGAAUGAGGUGACAAACGGCAUCCGGCUUCUUUUCAAGACCAUCCGCACUCUCAAAGAGAACGAAGAGACAAAGUCCAUCUGCGGCAUUGCAGAGCAAAUCAAGACCGAGUUGGAAGAGUUCAAGCCCAAUCUUCCCCUGGUGACUGGCCUUCGCAAUGAGGGAAUGCGCCAGCGUCACUGGGAACAGAUUUCCGAGAAGUCAGGCGUGCAGGUUGGGCCUGGCAUGGAUGGAGGCUUUACUUUGCAGAGGAUGUUGGACGCCGGGCUAUUGAACUUCGCCAACGAGGUCGCAGAAGUCGGUGAUCGAGCGGGCAAGGAGUAUGGCCUUGAGAAGACCUUGAACAAGAUGAAGGCAGACUGGGAACCGUUGAACUUUGAUCUCUCGGAGAAGUACAGGAAAACUGGCACCUAUGUUUUGAAAGGAGAUGGAGAGGCGAUGGUCCUGCUGGAUGAGCACAUUGUCACCACACAGGCCAUGAUGUUCUCCACCUUCAAAGGACCUUUCGAGGAAGACAUCGAUGAGUGGAAUACAAGGCUCAUGCGCGUGUCAGAGACCUUGGAAGAAUGGCUCAAGUGCCAGAAAGCUUGGAUGUAUCUUCAGCCAAUUUUCGAUUCGGAUGACAUCAUGCGACAGCUCCCGACAGAAGGGAAGCGCUUCAAACACGUCGAUGCGACAUGGCGCCAGGAGAUGAUCAACACCAGGGAGAACCCCAAGAUCAUCGACAUUUGCGCGACUGAAGGGCUGCUGGAAAAGUGGCGAGAAUGCAAUAUCACACUGGAUAUGGUGCAGAAGGGCUUGGAGGACUAUCUUGAGACAAAGAGGAAUGGCUUUGCCCGUUUCUACUUCCUUUCGAAUGAUGAGCUCCUGGAGAUCCUUUCGCAGACCAAGGACCCGACUCGAGUGCAACCAUUCUUGUCCAAAGUCUUUGAAGCCAUGUCCAAAGUGAACUUCACGCCCGACAAUGAGGUCGUAUCCAUGAUCUCACCAGAAGGCGAGACCGUUGAGAUGGUCGCCCCGGUUGUGACCCACCAAAAGGCCGUUGAAGUCUGGAUGGGUGACCUGCAAGAUGGAAUGUGCAUGGCAAUCCGCAAUGCUUUAGAAGUUGGGAUCAGCACCUAUCCAACAAUGGACCGUACCGACUGGGUGCUGGCCAAUGCUGCACAAAUUGUCCUGAAUGGAUCGCAAGUGUUUUGGACAUCAGAAGUGGAAGAAGCCUUCGAUGGAAACGUGUUGGAAGACUAUGCGAAGAAGCUUUCACAGCAGAUCCUGGAUUUGAUUAUGCUCCUCCGCAAGGGCGUGAACAAGCUGCAGACAAAGACCAUGAACGCACUGAUCGUCAUUGAUGUCCAUGCCAAGGAUGUUAUUUGGGGCUUCGUUGAGCAGCAGGUGAAGGACAAGACCUCCUUCGAAUGGAUCUCUCAGCUCCGCUACUACUGGGAAGUCGAUGACCGCCAGCAGGAGAAUAUGUGGGUGAAGUGUGUUCAGACUUCCUUCCCAUAUGGAUAUGAGUACUUGGGCAAUUCCAUGCGCUUGGUGAUCACGCCUCUGACAGACAUGUGCUACAUCACUUUGAUGGGCGCGCAAUCACUUAGCCUUGGUGGUGCACCAGCUGGCCCGGCUGGCACCGGAAAGACUGAGACAACCAAAGACUUGGCAAAGGCCCUGGCUAAGCAGUGUGUGGUCUUCAACUGCUCACCAGAGAUGGACUACAUUAUGGUCGGGAAGUUCUUUAAAGGUCUAGCCUUUUCUGGUGCCUGGUGCUGCUUCGAUGAGUUCAACCGGAUUAACAUUGAAGUGCUGUCCGUCAUUGCACAGCAGCUUAUGGUACUCUUCGGUCGCAAAGCAGAGCUUGGCAGCUACAACGAAACGGUCGAGCUUGAGUUUGAAGGAACGUUGAUUGUCAUGAAGCCGACCUUCAACGUCUUCAUCACCAUGAAUCCAGGCUACGCCGGUCGUGCAGAGCUUCCAGAUAACUUGGCCGCCCUUUUCAGACCAGUGGCAAUGAUGGUCCCUGAUUAUGCUUUGAUCGGCGAGAUCAUGUUCUAUGCCUAUGGCUUCACGGAAGCGAAGGUGCUGGCCAAGAAGAUGGUUACGACCUUUACUUUGUCGUCUGAGCAGCUUUCCUCGCAGUUCCAUUAUGACUACGGCAUGCGAGCGGUCAAGAGUACGAUUGAGAUGUGCGGCAAGCUGAAGCGGGAGGUUGGUGACUUGCCAGAAGACCAGAUCACCCUUCGCGCCUUGAGAGAUGUGAACGUGCCCAAGUUCCUCAAGGACGACUUGCCCCUCUUCGAGAACAUCAUCUCUGACCUGUUUCCCGAAACGGAUCGCCCUGUUGUCGAGUAUGGCAACUUGACCCCGGUGAUGGAAGCCUGUGGGAAGGAGCAGAACUUGCAGCUCACAGAGAACUUUACUAUCAAGGUGGUGCAGCUGAUCGACACCAUCGGAGUGCGGCAUGGAUUGAUGCUUGUCGGGCCCACGGGAGGUGGUAAAACAUGCAAUUAUCGCUUGCUACAAGCCACUUCCAUUGCCAUGUGUGAGGCUGGUGAUACGAAGUAUCAGAAAGUGCAGACACACAUCCUGAAUCCCAAGUCCAUCACCCAGGCACAGCUGUAUGGCGCCUUCGAUGAAGUCACACGGGAAUGGUCUGACGGCGUGGCGAGCGAGUGUGUGCGCACAGCCGUGGCAAGCGGCAAGUCGGGAUGCCCCGACAAUCAUUGGGUCAUUUUCGAUGGACCGGUGGAUGCUCUUUGGAUUGAGUCCAUGAACACUGUGUUGGAUGACAACAAGAAGCUUUGCCUCACCUCGGGUGAAAUCAUCUCCCUGACGCCACAGAUGAGGAUGGUUUUUGAAGUCGAGGACUUGUCAGUUGCCUCACCAGCCACUGUGAGCCGAUGUGGCAUGGUCUACAUGGAGCCUUCAGCUCUUGGCAACGAGCCCUUGGUUCAGUCUUGGUGUGAGCGCCUGCCCUCGACGUUUAAGCCGGAGAUGUGCGAAAAGCUGCAGGAGCUCAUGUUGGAUUUCACCCUUCCCAUGAUCCGAACUGUGCGGAAGCAGUGCAAGGAGCCUUCAGUGACUGUGGACAACAACAUUUGCCAGUCACACUUCAGGCUCCUUGACUGCUACUUUGCCAACUACAUCCCCACAGAGGCAAGAACUCCAAGUCCAGAUGAGAUCAGCAAGCUUCAGUCCCACCUGAUUCCGCUCUACUUCUUCACGCUGGUUUGGUCCGUGGGUGCUACCUGUGACAACAAAGGGCGACAGACUGUCAAUGACAAACUGUGGGAAAUGGUCAAGGAGAAGGGUGUUGAGGUUGGUGGCAACCUGGACAGCAGCAUGUUCUGGUAUGACUACAUCUACGAGCUUGAGGGCGAUCGAGAAGGCCAAUGGACUCCUUGGUUGACCUUUGCUCCGAAGUAUAGCGUGCCUCCACGUUCCGAGUACCAGAACAUCGUGGUGCCAACGGUGGACUCCAUCCGUUUGACGCACACCUUUUCCACGCUGCUUCUCAAGGACAAGCAUGUUAUUGUUGCCGGCCAAACAGGCACUGGAAAGUCUGUCUACUUGUCGCUGUGGCUACAGAAGGAUGCGCCAGAAUCCAUCCUGCCAAUUUUCAUCAACUUCUCAGCGCAGACGCACGUGAACCAGUUGCAGGACCUGUUGGACUCCAAGUUCGAGAAACGGCGGCGCGGUGUUUAUGGCCCUCCCGCUGGCAAGAAGAACGUGAUUUUUAUUGAUGACCUGAACAUGCCCAAGAAGGAGUAUUAUGGAGCACAGCCGCCCAUCGAACUGAUCCGUCAAUGGAUGGACUACAAUGGCUGGUAUAACCGCAAGGAGUUGAAGGUGCAGGAGAUUAUUGACAUUGUUCAUGUCUCCGCCAUGGGACCCCCUGGAGGCGGACGCACCGAGAUUUCAGGACGCUUGAAGAGGCAUUACAAUGCUGUCGUGGCAGCAGACAUGUCUCGUGACUCCAUUUUCGGCAUCUUCUCAACGAUUCUGGACUACUUCCUGCAACAAGGUUUCGAUAAAUCCAUUUGCGAUCUGAAGGACAACAUUGUGAACUGCUCGAUCGACACCUUUGAAGCUGCUGGAACCGAUCUGUUGCCCACUCCAUCAAAGAGCCAUUACACUUUCAAUCUGAGAGAUAUUUGGAAGGUAUUCCAAGGAAUCUGUUCGCUGAAGUCCAAGAGGGUCUCGGAUCCUUUGGUUGUUACGCGAUGCUUUUGUCAUGAGAACAUUCGAGUCUAUGGCGACCGAUUGACCACGGACGAAGAUCGCUCCUGGCUGCGAGGGAAGCUGGACCAUCAGCUGAGCACGUCCUUUGGUGUUGACCCUGUCUUGGUCUUUGACAAGGAGCGGAUGGUCUUCGCAGACUUCAUGAGCCAAUCUGGAGAACGUGUGUAUUUGGAGGUGGAUAGCAUGGGGGCUAUGAAGACGGUGAUGGAAGGCUUUCUGGAUGACUACAACAACAUGUUCUCUGUGCCAAUGCCCCUGGUGAUGUUCGCGGAUGCCUGUGAGCAUGUCGCUCGUGUCUGUCGGGUCUUGCGGCAGCCCAGCGGCAAUGCCUUGCUCUUGGGUGUGGGUGGAUCCGGUCGGCAGUCUCUUUCACGCCUGGCCAGCUUCAUGUCUGAAUAUGAUAUCUUCCAAAUUGACGUUGUGAAGGGAUAUGGCAUGACGGAGUUCAAGGAUGACUUGAAGACAUGCCUCAUGAAGUGUGGCAACGAGCAGAAGCCGACCACCUUCCUCUUUGCGGACACGCAGAUUGUGAACGAGCAAAUGGUAGAGGCCAUCAACAAUGUCUUGAACUCGGGUGAUGUUCCCAACCUCUACAAAACCGAGGACAUGGACUCCAUUAUGCAAGCUUGUCGAGCUGCCUGCCAGCAGGCUGGCAUUCCACCGACCAAAGCCAACGUCUUCAGCACAUACUUGUCUAGAGUCAAGGCAAAUGUACACGUCGUUUUGGCUUUCUCUCCCGUCGGUGAUGCCUUCCGCACACGCCUUCGCAUGUUCCCUUCGCUGGUGAACUGCUGCACGAUCGACUGGUUUGCCGAAUGGCCAGCAGAGGCUCUUUACAGUGUCGGCAAGCAGCAGAUGACUCUUGAGGACUUGAAGCUUCCAAACCUGGAAGGCAUGCUGAAGGUCUUCUCUGUGGUUCAUCAGUCCGUUGAGAAAGCUGCAAAGAGGACCAUGGAGACUGUGAGGCGGGCCAUUUACAUCACGCCCACCUCAUAUUUGGAGCUGAUCUCCUCCUUCAAGAAGGUUCUGGCACUGCGACGAGAUGCGGUGGGCACCCUCAAAAAUCGGCUGCAGAAGGGAUUGGAUGCUCUUGGAGCAGCAGCCUAUGCCGUGGCCAACAUGCAAAGUGAGUUGGAAGCCAAGCAACCUGUGCUGGAAGAGACCAAAGUGAAGGUUGCCAACAUGAUGGUGGUCAUCACAGAGGACAAGGCCAAGGCUGCAGUCACCAAGGAGGAGUGUCAGGUUGUAGAGGCAGAGGCCAAGGAGCAGGCUGAGAAGGCCACUGCAAUCAAGGAAGAUGCUGAGAAAGAUUUGAAUGAGGCAUUGCCAGCGCUGAACGUGGCUGAGAAGGCCCUGAAAGCACUGAAACUGUCCAGUUUGCAGGAGAUCAAAGCUUUGGGAAAGCCCCCUGAUGGUGUCCGCCUCACCCUAGAGGCCGUGUGCGUCAUGUUCCAGAUCAAGCCCAUCAAGAAAGCGGACCCAAAUCAGCCUGGCAAGAAGAUCGAUGACUACUGGGAGGCAUCCCAGAAGGGACCCUUGAGCGACCCCAAGAAGCUGCUUGAUGACCUCUUUGAGUUUGACAAGGACAACAUUGCAGAGCCAGUCAUCAAGAAGAUCUCGGAGUACGUGGAUCGUGAGGACUUUGAUCCUGCUGCCAUCAAGAAGUCCUCAGUGGCCUGUGAAGCUUUGUGUAUGUGGACGAGAGCUAUGCACAAAUAUCACUUUGUGGCCAAAGCGGUUGAGCCAAAGCGAAGGAUGCUGGCAGAUGCAGAAGCGAGCUUGGAGAUCACGAUGACGAAGCUGCGGAACGCCCAAGCGGAGCUCAAGGCAGUGGAAGACAAGCUUGCCCAAUUGGAAGCAGACUACAACGAUGCUGUGGCAAAGCAGGAGCAGCUGGCACAUGAGAUGGAGAUGUGUGUCAUCAAGCUUGGCAAUGCCAACAAGCUCAUCGAUGGCCUUGGCGGCGAGAAAGACAGAUGGUCUCAGACUGUUUCUCGGCUAACGGAAGAGUAUGAUCUUCUGCCGGGCGACUCACUUGUCGCAGCAGGCAUGGUAGGCUAUGCUGGUCCAUUUGCCGGUGAGUACCGCCAGAACUUUGAGAAGCUUUGGCUGAAAACCGAGGACGAAGAGGGCAUCACACACAAGCAAGGGGCUACUUUGGUGAGUGUCCUUGGACAGCCUGUCGUCAUCCAACAGUGGGCUGUUUGUGGCCUUCCCAAUGACAACCUCUCUGUAGAGAACGGUAUUGUGAUUGCGACAGCAAGGAGGUGGCCUCUGAUGAUCGACCCCCAACGGCAGGCGAACAAAUACAUCAAGCUUUAUGGCAAGAUGGCCAGUGAACAAGGAAUGGGCACAUGCAAGCUCUCCGACCCGAAUCUGCUGCAGACCGUUGAGCUGGGCAUCCAGUUCGGAAAAUGGAUCCUGUUGGAGAACAUCGGCGAGCAGCUGGAUCCUGCAUUGGAACCGGUGCUGCAGCAGCAGAAGAUUCGGGAUGGAACGUCCUUUGUUAUCAAGCUCGGUGACAAGAAUGUUGCCUACGAUGACAAGUUCCGCUUCUUUAUGACCACGACCCUCUCUAACCCGCACUAUUCCCCGGAAACGUCUGUGAAGGUGACAUUGCUCAACUUUGCAAUCACUCCCGAGGGCUUGCAGGAUCAGAUGUUGGGCAUCGUGGUUGCCAAAGAGCAGCCAGAAAUGGAAGAAAAGAAGCAGGAGCUGGUGAAGAACGGGGCAGCCAUGAAUAAGCAGCUCAAGGAUAUUGAAGAUGAGAUUCUUCGGCUGCUUUCCGCAGAGGGUGAUAUCCUGGAGAGCAAGGAGCUCAUUGACACAUUGGAGUAUUCAAAGAAGACCUCGGCUGUCAUCAACAAAGCAAUGGAGGAGGCAAAAGUCACUGAAGUUGAGAUUGACGAAGUGCGAAGGUCCUACAAGGACUAUGCGUUCAGAUCUCAACUGCUGUUCUUUGCCGUGAGCGAGAUGAGCAUUACUGAUCCCAUGUACCAGUUUAGCUUGCAAUGGUUUCAGCAGCUUGCUGGACUUAGCAUUGACAAUGCCCCGGCGGGUGAGACGCCGGCGCAGCGGCUUCAGAAUCUCAUCAGCUACUUUACCUACUCCAUUUACCAGAGUGUUUGCCGUGGGCUCUUUGAGAAGCACAAGCUGUUGUUCUCCUUCUCCCUCACGAUGAAGAUCAUGGAUGGCGAGUGCCGACUGGAUGCCAACGAGGCGCGCUUCUUGAUGGCUGGCCCAACCGGGGAGGUCAAGGGCGGACUGCCGAAUCCAGCGGAGAAAUGGCUCACCUCCAAGAGCUGGAAUGAGGUCCUGACGCUCUCCCAGAUGACUGCUUUCAAGGGUUUCGAGGCCUUCUUCGCUUCAAACGUCAAAGGCUUUCAGCGCAUCUACGAUGCCCCCGAAGCCGACAAGGAGCCGAUCCCCGGGGAGUGGGCCACCAGGAUGACGCCCUUCCAGAAGCUUUGCUUUCUAAGGACCAUCAGGCCGGACAGAAUUCAAACCUCGGUGCUGGACUUUGUCACGCACGAAAUGGGACAGAAGUUUGUGGAGCCACCAGUCUUCGACAUUGCAAUCUCUUACGAGGAUUCGACCAAGAUGUCGCCGUUAAUCUUCGUUCUCUCGGCGGGCAGCGACCCUGUGGCCGAUAUGUUGGCCUUCGCCGAAGCCAGCGGCAUGGGAGCAAAGCUUGAGAGCAUCUCUUUGGGACAAGGGCAAGGACCCAAGGCAGCGAACAUGAUCGCCAAGGCCAGAGAGAGUGGUGGCUGGGUGCUGCUCUGUAACUGUCACUUGUCCAUUAGUUGGUUGCCGGAGCUGGAACGCAUCUGCGAGCAGAUGAACCCGGAUGAUACGGACAACAAUUACAGACUUUGGCUCACCAGCAUGCCCACCAAGCAGUUCCCUGCCUUGCUGCUGCAAAACGGAGUGAAGAUGACCAAUGAGCCGCCCAAGGGCCUCCGUGCCAAUGUGCUUGGCUCCAUGAUGAAGUGCGAUGAUCGGAUGUUGUCGGAUUGUGAGAAGCCCGAAGCCUACGCACGCUUGGUCUUUGGGUUCUGCUUCUUCCACGCAGUGUGUCAGGACCGGCGAAAGUUUGGGCCGAUUGGCUGGAACAUCCCGUACAACUUCACACCUGAAGACUUGACCACCAAUCGCCGUCAGUUGAAGUAUUUCCUUGACAACUUUGAUGAGAUCCCAUAUACUGUGUUGCAGUUCCUGGGCUCUCGCAUCAACUAUGGUGGUCGUGUCACUGACAAGAAAGACAAGGUACUGAUCGACUGUUUGAUCAAGAUCUUCAUUUGUGAAGAUGUGGUGCUGAAAGGCGCAGACUACCAUUUCUCGCCCAGUGGAAUUUUCCACUGCCCAAAUGCAUCUUCUCAGGACGAAUUCCUAUCGUAUCUUCGUGCUCUUCCCAUCAUGACCCCUCCAGAGGUCUUCGGCUUGCAUGAGAACUGCGAGAUUACCUGCGCAGAGGCUGAGUCGAUGUCCAUGUUGUCGGACAUCAUGGCACUCAAUGCCGGGGGCUCUUCGAGCUCUGGUGGCGGAAAAUCUGCUGAUGAAGUGAUGGACGAGCUGGCCGCAGAACUGGAGAAACAGACUCCAGAUCCUUGGGAUUUGGACAAUUGGGAGGAGCGUUUUCCGACGAAGUACGAGGAGUCUCGGAACACAGUGGUAAAGCAGGAGGCUGCCAAAUACAACAAGUUGCUGUCCCUCCUGAAGGUCCAACUGCCACUCUUCCGGCGAGCGGUGAAAGGCUUUGUGGUCAUGACAGAUGAGUUGGAAGCCAUUGGCAAGGGCCUCUUUAUGAACACUGUUCCAGAAGGCUGGGCCACAGUUGGUUUCCUGUCCCUGAAGCCACUGACUGCGUGGUACAAGGACUUGAACGAUCGGAUCGAUUUCUUCAACAAGUGGUAUGAUGGAGGUCACCCAAUUUCAUUCUGGCUCUCAGGCUUGUUCUUCCCGCAGGCAUUUUUGACUGCGGUCAUGCAGAACUUUGCUCGAGCUCACAAGUAUCCCAUUGACCGUAUCGACUUUGACAUAGAGGUCAGAGAUGACGUGCAACUGGACGGAAGCGAUUUGACCCAACACCCAGAGGCUGGAUCUUACAUGUACGGGCUCUUCUUGGAGGGCUGCCGGUGGGACAACAAGAUGCAUGCUUUGGGUCCAUCGCUGCCAAAGGUGCUGUUUACACAGGUGCCAGUGGUGCACUUCAUUCCGACACUGGACUUCAAGGGCAAGCCUGGGGUAUAUCCUUGCCCUGUUUACAAGGUCCUGAGCCGGAAGGGUACACUUUCGACCACCGGACACAGCACCAACUUUGUCCGCGACAUGAUCUUGCCGACCAUCGACAUCCCAGAUGUUUGGAUCCGUGCGGGAGUGGCUGCUUUCCUGGCGCUGAAGUAUUGAGGGGCAAAUAGAGAUGCGAUUUCCGAUUCCAUGAGGUGUAGUCAGAGUUCCCUGGUCAUGCCCAAAGUGUUAGUUUCUUGG
Messenger RNA from Durusdinium trenchii, 12745 nucleotides. NCBI's taxonomy places the organism in Eukaryota, Dinophyceae, Suessiales, Symbiodiniaceae. The record is from the annotation of a GenBank genome assembly.